Molecule: messenger RNA, 126 nt
Organism: Racocetra fulgida
Lineage: Eukaryota; Fungi; Glomeromycota; Glomeromycetes; Diversisporales; Gigasporaceae
Source: the annotation of a GenBank genome assembly
AUGGAGUUUAGCGAAGAAAGUGAUGCCUCUAUUAUAGAACUUGAUCUUUUGCCUACUGCUGACCACAAAGAUCAAGUAUAUUGUAAAUGUUCUUCGUGUGCUGAAAAAGGUUAUGGCGGCAAUUGG